CAGGGAUUUGAGACACAAGGAUCACAAGCUUCCAAUUAGCACAAGACAUUAAUCCACCCCAAACUCUUUAUCUAUAUAAUGUCCGAAUGUGCGUAUUUUGCAUCCGCAUGUUUCCUUAAGCAUAAUUAAUAACUCGUUGACUAUUCGGAUUUAAACCAAUCCUCAUCAUGCCACAACAAAGCUUCUUCAAAUCAAUUGAGAUACCUCAGCACAGAAUCUACAAGGAUAUUGUCUUCCCCGGCGUUCUGUCUCCAGGCAACAACAAUUCCUCCGAUGGAAUUGCAAGUCUUUCAAGUUUGGAAUUUGCGAUCAAAGAACAAAAGCCAUGGAUUGAGUCGGUUCUGUAUCAAUCCGGAGCGAUUCUGUUCAGAGGGUUCCCAUUGAACUCUGCCUCAGACUUCAAUAACUUCGUUGAAGCCUUUGGUUUUGAGGAAUUGCCUUAUGUCGGCGGCGCUGCUCCCCGGACUAAUGUUGUUGGCAGAGUUUUCACGGCUAAUGAGUCCCCUCCUGACCAGAAAAUCCCUUUUCACCAUGAAAUGGCUCAGGUUCCAGAGUACCCAUCAAAGCUGUUCUUUUUCUGUGAAGUAGUGCCUGCAACUGGAGGAGAAACUCCCAUAGUACUUAGUCAUAUUGUGUAUGAGAGAAUGAAAGAAAAGUACCCUGAAUUCGUCGAUAAGCUUGAAGAACACGGGUUGAUUUACACGCGUGUUUUAGGUGAAGAUGAUGAUCCAUCAUCUCCAAUUGGUCGUGGUUGGAUAUCAACAUUCUUGACCAAAGACAAAUCUGUUGCGGAAGAAAGGGCUGCUAAGUUGGGGAUGAAGCUGGAAUGGACUGAAGAUGGAGUGAAGACAAUCAUGGGACCUAUUCCUGCUAUCAAAUUCGAGGAUAAGAGACGGCGCAAGGUAUGGUUUAACAGCAUGGUUGCUGCUUAUACCGGCUGGAAAGAUGCCAGAAAUGAUCCAGUCAAGGCAGUCACUUUUGGGGACGGAACGCCACUCCCUUCUCACAUCAUCUACGACUGCCUCAGGAUUCUAGAAGAGGAAAGUGUCGCUAUUCCAUGGCAGAAAGGAGAUGUUCUGUUGAUAGAUAACUUGGCUGUUCUUCACGCUCGAAAGCCCUUUGAUCCUCCUCGCCGCAUACUGGCUUCCUUGUGCAAGUAAAAGCUAAAUGAAUUUUUGAUCCAUCUAGUUGUAAGAAUGAGAGCCUUUCAACCCCCCAUAACGAGGGAGUUGAGGAGAAAGCCCUUUUGCUCCUAUUUGUUUGGAGUCUCUUUUCUCAAUUGGAACUGCUGAGAUCUUCUCAAUAGUAUCGACUAUGGAGCUUUGUAAAACUAUAACACAACCUGUUUACACAUGAAUAAUCCAACGUUCCCGCCCCUCGAAUGUUCGCCAUUUAAAUAUGUUUUAUGAAGGAAUGACUUGAUAUAAGCAUUAGCUUAAAAAAGACAAGUGCAAGUGUUGAGGGGAUAAAUUAGGAUGAACCUCUUCACAUGGAAUCGGCUAAGUUUCUUAAAGCAGCCAGCCUCUGCAGUUUGGAAUUAUAAAUGGUUAACAUGUUCUGUG
This is a messenger RNA of Oldenlandia corymbosa var. corymbosa, 1562 nucleotides long. NCBI's taxonomy places the organism in Eukaryota, Viridiplantae, Streptophyta, Magnoliopsida, Gentianales, Rubiaceae. The record is from the annotation of a GenBank genome assembly.